Molecule: messenger RNA, 1534 nt
Organism: Bombus terrestris (buff-tailed bumblebee)
Lineage: Eukaryota; Metazoa; Arthropoda; Insecta; Hymenoptera; Apidae
Exons: 2
Coding region: 127-804 (225 amino acids)
Source: RefSeq, a predicted model, not a curated record
GAGUCAAAUGACAGUUUGACCGUGUUGGGAAGUCGAUAAAGGGUAUAAGCCGAUCGCGAUUCCGAUGGUCGACCAAAAGUCAGAGACCAAGUUUCCAACAACCGCGAUCCACAUCGAACUUGCGCCAUGAACACCGUUACGAUCGUCUUACUGUUGUCCAUGUGCUUUUGUGCACUGUGUGGGGCUACUCCUGUUUCUUCUCUCGAUCAAGUAGAGCUUAUCCCGAGCAACUGUACCAACGAGACUGCUACGCAGUUGCAGCGCGUCACACGGCAGUCUCCUUCAAUCAACUUCGUCGAAGGAAUCGGAUCGGAUAUUCUUAGAAUUCCGACCAACCUGUUGGCCACCAUCAUAUCCUUUAUCCUUUCGAUCAUCGACGGGAUCAAAUCAACGUUUCUCUCGUGGAUCGGAAACAUCGAAUCGUUCCUCCAAAACCCUUUAACACUGCUCAAUAACAAUCAGAAUUCUAAUCAGAGACGACGAAGAUCAAAUGUGUCGAAUGGCCUAUCAGAUUUAAUAAGUGAUUUGCCGAACUUGCUAAAUUUACCGGUAAGCUAUUUCCAACAAGCGACAAGCUCGGUCGGAGAUUCUGUCGUUUCAAAAGUCCAAUAUGUCAUAAAAGCUGUAAUAAGAUUCGUAUGGAACUUUGUAAUCACGAAAGUAUUACCCUGGCUGGACGAUGUACUCACCAGAGUCAAGCAGUCAAAUACUUUGCCAUCCUUUUUGAACGACGCGAUUGGAGAUGCGAAUUUUGUUUAUUCCCUUUUGCGCCUGUUCACUGGAAUCACCUCGAACAGUUCAUGAGUGGCAUCGUGAUAUAAUUUUGGCUCGAGAGGCUGGUCGAAAUUAUUUUCUUGACUUUAACGCUAGAGCCGUCAAAGAAGUCAUAAUGUUCGGUAUUUAAGACUUUCUGUUUCCACUUUUAUCUCUUGCUUUUUUCUUUUUGUUUGUUAGAUGUUAGUAUCUACUGGUGUUUAACUUUACCGAGACAAAUAUAUGAAACUGUAUGAGCAAGUGUAAUUAUUUCGUUUGUCACGUUGAUUUAAUCUUAUUUAACUGUUGUGUAAUAUAUUUAGAUACAUAUUAAAGAUUGAUAAUACGCUCUAGUGUGAAGAAAAGAAAAUAUAAAAUUCUGGGCGCAAGACGCGUAAGAGAAGAAGCUUCGAAAACGAUUAAUUAUUAUUAUUUAUUUCAUGAUAAUGUUUUUGUAUGGGAAUUUUUAAUUUUCGUGUUAAUAUGCGUGUAAGGGAAAUAAGAUUUCUCUAUCAGCUUUUCUAACGUGUCAAAUAGGGAAAAAGACAGUGAUAACCCGAAUAACAGACGUACGUUCGAGAACUGUUUCUCGAUAAUCAAUGCGGAUAGAUCAGUUUAUUAAUCGUUAUAAUAGAGUUUAUAUGUAUAAUAAAGCGAGUGUCAACAAAUUUUUUGCCGCUGUCAUUGCACGUCGUUUGAAAAGAUCGAAAAAAGAUAAAAAUUCCUCAAAAUUCUAAUAAAUGUUACAUUCCACGUUGUGAAAUAUAUAUUUAAUCCUCUA